Frieseomelitta varia is the source of this 5182-nucleotide messenger RNA. Its product is annotated as polycomb group protein Psc-like. The record is from RefSeq and is a predicted model, not a curated record. Gene Ontology annotation, cellular component: PRC1 complex. Gene Ontology annotation, biological process: negative regulation of transcription by RNA polymerase II. The transcript has 5 exons. Gene Ontology annotation, molecular function: promoter-specific chromatin binding; metal ion binding. The coding region runs from base 549 to 3128 and encodes 859 amino acids. NCBI's taxonomy places the organism in Eukaryota, Metazoa, Arthropoda, Insecta, Hymenoptera, Apidae.
UGCGUGGUAGGAAGAAAGGAAGAAAGGAAGGAAGGAAGGAAGGAAGGAAGGAAGGAAGGAAGGAAGAGGUAAAAGAGAAAAAAAAAAGAGAGAGAGAAUUGGGUCGAAUAUAUCGUCGGACAUGUGCGCGGCGCUGUGCUCGCAGCCAGCAGGGACGUGAUGGUACGUAGCUCGCGGCGUGCAAGUUAUCAGGAUUGCUCGCGGUCACGGGUUCGUGACGACCAUGGUGAGGAGUGCGACGGCGUGAGCGACGACAACGAGCGCGCUAUCGCGAGAGAGAGCCUCGGGGCGCCGCACGCCGACGGACGGAGCGGCGUUGCCACCUCUCUUCGCCCGCUACACCGCGAGAAGCGAUACGGCAACCAAGAACACCGUCGUUGCCACGUCCGCUGCUACGUUCCGCUGCCAGCCGGGACGGCGGCUCGCUGCUCGCCACGGCGACCAUCUCUCUCGCUACGCUGCUAAGCACCUACACGAUACGCGGAAGAUCGGCUAUCGCCGAUUCGCCUUGCUGUCGCGUGAGGACACCGCCGCGGCACCGCGUGGAAAUGUUUUGUUCAGCUGUUUCAGAACCGACGAGUAACACGACGAUGGAGGCGAAGGAGAGGGAGAAGCCGCUGGUUAAAGACUUGAACGAACAUAUCGUGUGUCCUCUCUGCAGAGGUUACCUCAUUGACGCAACGACACUCGUGGAAUGUCUGCAUUCUUUUUGCAGAGGAUGUAUAGUGAGACGGUUGAGCAGCGGUGCCAGAGCGUGUCCCGUGUGCAACGUCGCAACGUCUCCGCCGCUCCUGCCGGACGUAAAGCUGCAACGACUGGUCUAUCUCGUGGUACCGGGCCUCUUCCGGUCGGAGCUCGAACGAAGGCGUCACUUCCGGCUGGUGAAUCCGCAAUGCCCACCUUUGGCCCUGCCGUUGGGCGCGCUCGACUUAACUUUGGACGAUUUCGUCAGCCUGAGUCUGUGCGAGCUCGACGAGCCGGAAGAGGAGGCGGCCGCUCACGAGCCGGAAAACCGUGCCGGUUCACGGCAUCGAUCGGCCAACAACAACGCCGAUCAAACGAAACAAGACGAGGACGGGAUCAAAGUUAGGAGCACGCGGUAUCUCAAGUGUCCGGCAGGAGUGACGGUCCGACACCUGGUGCGACUGCUGAUGCUGAAGAGAGGAUGGGAGGAGGCGAACUCUCACGGCUCGAGCGUCAACAAGAUCGAGAUGCUUUGCGAGAAGUGCAACGAAAAUCGUCGCGGUGGCGCGAAAACGAUGAUACUGGACCAAGCUUGGACGCUGCUGGACCUCGCCUGCAUAUUCGGCUGGAAAAGAGAAGCACCGAUGAAGCUGUUUUAUCGCGUGAUGUGCAAGGAGGACGCUGUUGCGUCUGCAUCGGGCGUGAGUUCGUUCAGCGACGAGGCGGCCAAGGAUACCGCAACGAUGGAGAAUAUUCAGAGGCCGCCGACACCACCGCCAAGUCCCAAACCGGUGCCACCUCAAGAGUGCGAAGGAAUCGAGGCUCGUAGGAUAUUGGAGAGCAACGUUGAGCCGUCUCAGUCGCUGAAGACCAACUUGGAGGUCGACAAGGAGCCAAAAGUGAAAAAGCCCAGGUGCACAGUGACACCGGUUAUGAGGACGCCGAAUCUCGUGCCGAUACAGACAAAUCUCACGGCGGAGAGCUCCAAGACCAAGGAGCUGACACCGCAAAAGCUCGAACACCACAAGCACAAGAAGCGACGAAACAAGCGUGUGAUCGCCGAGAUCACCACCACGCCGCGAGAGGAUCUGUUGAAGCUGAAGGUUCGACUGACUCCGUGUCCACCGCGGAUCACGUCGAGCAGCGCGAGCGGCCAGGCAAAGGAGAAACUGCUGCAAAUGAGAGCCGUGAGGAGAGAGAAAAUCAAAGCUACGACCACGAUAAGUCAGCAACGAUCGACGGACGGAGCGUUGGUCCGAGAGGAGGGAGCCACCGCGAAGGAGACCAUCGGGGAUACGAUAGAGGAGGAGACGAUAGAGGAGAUUAUAGACAGCAUACCAGACGAGGUUGUCCGAAUCGCACAAAAUAUAGCUGCCCCGGCGGAAGAUGCGCCCGCGGCGGCAGAUAAGACGAAUCAGAGGAACGUGCAGAAUUGCACACCGUCGCCAAAGAAGGAGGAAAAGGAGCCAGACGCGGUGGAAGGAGCGGAGCAACCGGAACCGGAACAUCCGAAGAAGGACGAGGAGAUUCUUCGGAGAUUGGGCCUGGUCGCUGUGAACGAGGCCGGCGACAACUUCCGCGACAAGACGAAGCAACGGGCGCAGAACAACGGGGAGAAGAUCGACAACUUGGACAGGGAGAAACUGGAGAAACAGUUGCGCGAAAGUAAAGCGAAUCGCGUGAGAAGCUUGCUGGCGGAGAAGCAGAUGCGCGACGCGUUGAAGACGAUGUCGAAGACGAAAGAGGAACAACCCCCCGCGCCCGUUCAGGUCGCCAGCCCUCCGAAAAAGAAGGGGCCGCCACCGUUGACGCCGCUGCGCGUCGCCAAGCCUUCCGGUUUCGCCGCGUCGAACGCCAUUUUAGAACCGAAAAAUUCCAAAUACGAGAUCCCGCUAGACCUGAGCAGCGGAGGAACGGUACGUAACAACGUCCUCGAUCUCUCUGCCAGUCUACCGACCAAUUUCUCCUCGUCUCCCACCUCUUCGUCCUCGUCUUCUGCCUCUUCGUCCUCUUCAUCAUCAUCAUCGUCAUCGUCGUCGUCGUCAUCAUCCGCUUCGCCCUGUACCGCGUCCUUGUUGAACCCAAGACCAACGCCGCGACCGAUCCCGAUGGUCAGCAUAUUGAAAACAAAAGCGAAAGCCUUGGAACAACGACGCGGUCAGGAUUCCAAUCUAAUGACACUUUCUGACGCGGCUGUGUCCCUGUUAAGCGGCUGCAUCACCGACGAGAACUCGGUCGAUCCUUUGGUACUCAGCUCGACCAGUCUCGCGAACAAAGUCGCUCUACGAAUACCGCAACCUCAUCAGAGGAUCUCCAGUUUCGGGAUAAAGAUCAAGCCGAACUUGAGCAUCAGGCACAUACCUAAUCCUCAAGCCGUGGUCGCGUCGCAGUACAGAAAUCAAAGAGUCAGUUACUUCAACAACGCCUCGCAACAACCACCGUAAAUGUCGCCUCUCUCGCGUAUCGACUUAUGCGUACACUCUACUACGAUUCUCCUGUAUCCUCCAUUCUUUCCUCCAUACUUCCUGUUACUUACUAUAGAGAAAAAAUGUUUUCCUACGGAGAGAAACGAUUCCUACGUGACCAAUAUCCAAAGGCUGUACGUUACCAUAUAUAUAUAUAUAUAUAUAUAAUAUAUUUCCUCCCGCUUCCUACAACGUGUUUCCUACGAAACGCGACGACGAGUUGCGUGUGGGCGUGAAGACACACGGUACACCCGGUAGCAUAAACUAGAACAAGCCGACUUCGGAGGUGAAAGUGGAAGAAUGAUUGCAACAUUUAACGCCGCGCGAGCAAAUGAAAGCCGAAGGGAACAUUAGCCGUGCACUUUUUGAUAGCGCAGGAAACGAUGAUUGUCGACGAAAAAAUUACACUUGGCGGAGGAUUUUUUUACACUCUAGAGACAAAAAAGUAGCGAGAGAGAUGAAUUAGUCAGGAGUUACCCUGUGUCUUUUGCCCUCGGAUGAGAAACGAUGACGGUGUAUGGAAAACCAAACGUCGUUACCUAAAGUAUACAUUAAAACUACGUAUGUUUGUAAUGCAUGUAUGUAUGUGUGUCUAUGAUCAAACAUUAACUACGAUACAUUUGGCCAAGCUGACCAAUUCGUUUGUGAAAAAGGUCGGCGGAUCCAUUCUAUUGGCAAUGGCUCCACAAUGCCUGACGAAAAUGUAUUAGACGUACCAUAAACGUAUGGUUAAGGAUCGUAGAGACGAGACGAACGGUUAGAAUGUGGAUGGAUGACGGAUAAAACUUUCCUGUCCCCACGUGUCGUCGCUCCUUUCUCGUUUUGUUUAUUUCUUUCUUUUCUCUUUUUGUUUUAGAACCGUAGGGAACCAUGUAACUUCAUAGAGAUGCCAAAGAACGCCGGAAAACGUGUGCAAUGUACUAGUGCAAUUUAAUUAUUAUCGUCUAUCUCGUAAUAUAAUAUAAUAUAUUAACAAGCGAUUUAUUGCGGUGGAAGGCCAAUUUAUAAUUUCGCGGUUAAAAGAAAGGACAAAGAAAAAAGGGGAACAUAUUGGUAAUAUCUACGUGUAACGAUGGGUAACCCCCGCGGAAAUUAGGAAAAAUUCGAAGCUUGGAAAAGCUUUGCGAGAUCAUUUUUUGACGUACGCUCGACUAUCCGGUAUCGGGACGUUACUGUUGAAUUUGGGAGUUGAAGAUGUUAUCUAUGGGAAGCUUUUUAUUUCACGAGGAAGCGUAAACUCAUAUCGCUGUUAUCGGUUUAUGAAUAAUAUAUAUCAUCGUCUUGAGAUCGAUCGACGAUCGAGCGCGUCGGAGAACAUUGAAGAAGGAAAUGAAUCAAGAAAUCGAAUCGAAUCGCUCGUCGUGCGUGAUACACGUCGAUUUUUUUUAAUGCUGUAUCGACGAACUUUGUACCGACGAAUAGGGCUGCUCCUGUUCGUACAAGGACAGCAAUAAAGAUGAAUUCUUGAUUUGUUGGGAAUUUUCAAUAAAAACGUUUGUUGGGGGUAUCCAAAUCCUACUCGAUAAAUCAGAAUGAAUCAGCGUUCGAGCGUGUAAAGAUCGCGUAGAAACAGUAUGUUCAACGAUCGAACGAGGAUCAAGGUGGGUAUGCGUAAAAAAGUUUAGAAUUUCAACCCUUUGUGUCCGGGAUUAAACUAUCCGUGACAGUUUUAUUCAAUUCCAGCAAAUUUUGGCAUACUAUAAAUACAUAUAGGGGAAUGUUCAAUUUUGUAAUAAAUUAGAUAUUUAUAAGGUAGAAUGUAGAGGGUGAAAACACGUCUAGUCGAGGAAAAUAAAUUCGAAAAUAGAGGAACAGUGCCAACACGAGAGAGUGCAGAGAAACAAUGGAGAAUCCAUCGAUGUCCAUAAUUCGGGACGAGGUCGAACGUUUAAAUUAAUUACGAAAUUCGUGUCAAUUAGUUAUACGGCAUACCCGUAAUCGAUCACAGUUGCAAGGGAAAGGGGAACCACACAAUUUCGAGUAAGCUAAUAAUCAAAAAAACAAAAAAAAAAAAAAAAAAAAAAAAAAAGAAA